Molecule: messenger RNA, 1870 nt
Organism: Marmota monax (woodchuck)
Lineage: Eukaryota; Metazoa; Chordata; Mammalia; Rodentia; Sciuridae
Gene: Cops8
Product: COP9 signalosome subunit 8
Exons: 8
Coding region: 488-970 (160 amino acids)
Biological process (GO): COP9 signalosome assembly; protein deneddylation
Cellular component (GO): COP9 signalosome
Source: RefSeq, a predicted model, not a curated record
GCGCUUCCCGUGGUGGGGACCGCACGUCUCGCGGGCCGUGUCGGGGCGGGCGGGCUGGCAGCCGCCGCAGGACGAGGCCACCGUUUCUCGUUGCCCCAAGCCCUCUUAGUCCCGCGUCGUCGUUACCAAGUGAACCUGCCCUUUCCUCUAGUGGGACGCGUGACAGCGCUGUCGUGCCUUGGUGACAAGUUUCCACAUUUCUUAGAAAGGCACCCGGCCGGCGCUCACGACGUGGGUGUGAGUCACUUACUAAAGGAGAGCGGCCACGAGCAGCAGCACGAGCAGCAGGCGCUUCGUGGCUCUUUUGUAAAGAAACUAAGUUGAACCCGGAGAGCAGCGUUGGUCGGCCCCUCGCCCCCUUAAACUCCCAGCGUGUUCCAUAUAAAGGACAGUCAUACUGCUUAGGAGCCUUUAGACGGCUCCUGGAGGAAUUGCUACACCCCCAGUGUAUGGUCAGCUUUUAGCUUUAUAUUUGCUUCACAAUGACAUGAAUAAUGCAAGAUAUCUUUGGAAAAGAAUACCACCUGCUAUAAAAUCUGCAAAUUCUGAACUUGGGGGAAUUUGGUCAGUAGGACAGAGAAUCUGGCAGCGGGAUUUCCCUGGUAUCUACAUGACCAUCAGCGCCCACCAGUGGUCUGAGACAGUACAGCCAAUCAUGGACGCACUUAGAGAUGCCACAAGGAGACGCGCCUUUGCCCUGGUCUCUCAAGCAUACACCUCGAUAAUCGCUGAUGAUUUUGCAGCUUUUGUUGGACUUCCUGUAGAAGAGGCUGUGAAAGGUAUACUAGAACAAGGAUGGCAAGCCGACUCCACCACCAGAAUGGUUCUGCCCAGAAAGCCAGUUGCAGGGGCCCUGGAUGUUUCCUUUAACAGGUUUAUUCCUUUAUCAGAGCCUGCCCCAGUUCCACCAAUCCCCAAUGAACAGCAAUUGGCCAGACUGACCGAUUAUGUGGCUUUCCUUGAAAAUUGAUGUACCAUUCUGAAUUCAGCAUCCACUUCAGAAUCCUGUACACUGACAAAUACAGAAAUGUAAAAUUUUUAUUUUCAAUUUACUGGAUGGAUUAUACGCACCUCAGCAUUCCUUAUUGAGUAUGUGAUAAAAUACAUAUAUAAUAUAAAAAUAUUAUAUAUAUUUUGUCCUUAAACAUUAUGCUAAAUAGAUGUUAAAGCAAUUCUCAUUUUGUAAUAUUUAACAAUCUGGUUGGAGCCCAUCAGUAUUAAGCGGUUAGUUUAUAGUUCCUGGAGAUCCGCAACGCGAGCUCCCUGCCUGGUGUAGAGCACAGCUGUCACUGCCAUCCCUGCCUGGUGCACACCUCUGUCUGCACCACUGGUGGAGAGGCACAGCUAGAGCAGGACGGUGCUCGGGGCAGAACCUGAAUUGCUGGGAUUGUGAUUCACCCUUCUUGGAGAAAAUGUUCCCUUUUCUCCCACCUCUGGGGAAUCACUAAUAGGUACAGAAAUAUAGCUAAGGAGCAAGUAGACCAUUUUCCUGAAUAAACCAGUUUGUUAGUGUUAGUUUUUUCCCAAUACUGGGAGUGCAUUCAUUGCUGGCAGUGGAGGGCUUGCCAGGCACAUGCCAUGUUCCCACGUGUUCAGUUCAGAGGGGAAGGUUGAGUGCACGGUGCCUUGUGUGGCAGAGAAGCGUUACAGUGAGUGAGGCACUCCAUGCAACUCUCCUGCGUCCAGUUGGUUGCUGACAUUUACCCUGAGGUUCAAGUUCUGCCUUUUGAAGAAUUGCUGAACACCUCUUCAUUCUUUAUGUGACAGCCCUCCACAUAUUUUGAGUUUGUUUAUUGUAUCUUUAGGUUAAAAUACCCCUUAGUUCAUUUAUUCUGCAUUUGUUCAAUAAAUAUUUAAUUGAAUUCUUCAA